Molecule: messenger RNA, 1547 nt
Organism: Brachypodium distachyon (stiff brome)
Lineage: Eukaryota; Viridiplantae; Streptophyta; Magnoliopsida; Poales; Poaceae
Product: serine/threonine-protein phosphatase 4 regulatory subunit 2
Exons: 8
Coding region: 196-1167 (323 amino acids)
Biological process (GO): protein dephosphorylation
Cellular component (GO): nucleus; protein phosphatase 4 complex; cytoplasm
Molecular function (GO): protein phosphatase regulator activity
Source: RefSeq, a predicted model, not a curated record
GACAAUUAGACCAGAGCAGGUCUCGUACGAUUUUCUUCCCCGUCGCUUCGUGGGUCGUGGGUCUCGUGGCUCGUCUUCCUCCUCGCGCGAGCGCCGCCACACCUCCCUCCCCAUCCCGCUGCCGAGCGCCCCAGCCCCCUAGCUCGUAUUCCUCCUCGCGCGGCGCCUCCACCGCAGUUACCGGAAGAGUUGGGAAUGGAGGGUGCUGCGACUGAGAACCCAACGGUGCCCAUGGUGGUGCCAGAAGCAGCUGUUGACACGGCCCAGCAUGUCGAAGGCUCGACAGUGCCUAUGGUGGUUCCAGAGGAGGCUGUUGACCAACUUGUUGAGGGCAUGCCAGAGCCUGUUGAUGCAGACCAGCAUGUUGAGGGCGUGGCAGCAUCCAUGGUGGUGCUUGAAGCAGCUGCUGAUGUGGACCAUCAUAUUGACAAUGCGACUACGCAAGACACGAAGCACGGGGAUACCGAUGGAAUUAUCAAUGUUACUCCUGAGGAAAUGAGAAGCAUCAUCGAAGUUAUAGCGGAGACGGGAAAGUUCUGGCACGAUUGGAGUUUUCUCAAGAGAUUGCUAUCUCUCCAAUUGAUGCAGGUCUUGGGUGAAUAUUCUGACGCUCAAAUGGUGAUCCGAGAGGAUGGACAGCAACAAAAUUCAUUAUCUGGAGAGACAUACUCAGAGUUGUUCACCCAGCUCAAUGAUGCCCUCUUGAGGUUUGAUGAGGGUCCUCCAUUUACACUGCAAAGGCUUUGUGAGAUUUUGUUGGAUCCAAAAGGAACAUAUACAAAAUUGUCAAAGCUUGCCUUGGCCUUGGAGAAGAACCUCCUAGUAACGUCUACUAUAACUAAGUGCACCGACCCAUACAGCGCUCAUGGGCCAAAUUCAGAAGGAACAGCGAUCAUGGAAAACACAUGUUCCAUUGAUGUAAAACCUGAAAUGCUGCCGGAGCAUCCUGCAGCUGUGCCAAAUGGAACACAGCAUGUAGGAGGUGAUGGUGAUGAAGAGAUGGCUGACGCAGAAGCCGAGGUGGCGCCUGGUAGCCAUGAUGUCGAGAUGCAGGAGGAGAAGCUUGAUCAGAUUGAGAUUGCAGAUGUUAACUCCGAUACUAACUCAGGUGAUGUUGCUCGUGAAACAGUUGAUGCCAGUGAAAGAUUGCCCGAUCCACAAAGCUGAGCUUGCUCUCCGCGAAGGCCAGAAGCUCUAGAGCAGUUCUCUUUAGCAAUCCAGCUAUUGCUACCAAUCUCUCGUGAUUGGCUGACUGUGCUAUGUGUUCUCUCUUGAUUCACAUGUGCACAACAAUAUGAUUAGCUGAUUGUGCAUGGGGUUUCGAGUUGUGGUGGGCCGUCGAUGAACAAGGAGAUCAAUCAUGAGUUAAAAAUUCCAUAAAGGACGAUUGUACCCAAAAUGGCCAUGGCCCAUUUUUCUUGGUUACAUCACAAAAUCUGGGCACUCGUUCACUCCGUACUUUCAGUUGUUAUGUGGGCCAGUCAGCUGAAUAUUUUGGCUGUCAUUGUUGCAACUAGCAACGUCCUGAUCCAAAGGAUUUUGUGUCA